CUCCAUCGUCCUCCGCCCUCCAUGUCAGGCUGCCCCGCCCCGUUCAGCAAGCCGGCUUCGCGCUUGGGGAACCCUACGAAUCCCGCCAUCUGCCGGUGUCCCCCAUCGUCGCCUGGAGCUUCCCAAAUCCCAACAUCCGCCAGCCCCGGGCCGUCAUCAAUCCACGCAGGCAUCUCAUUUCCCUAGGUCCCAACAGUCCCGCCGCAACUCGUGGGAAGAAGGGGACGUGAGUGGGAAUUCCCGGCCCCUAAGGUUUUGAUACAUACCCGAUACCACCCCGCCUAAAAAGUUCCUGGACAAGAGCACCCGCAUUUGCAUUUGCACUUGCACGCCAGUCGCAUCUCCCUUCCGACCUACGGACCCAGCGUCGACCUCUACAAUCUAAACAUACCUUAGUCUACCCGCCCGUGAUACCUCUGCCGCCGCAAAACGCGCCUCUUCUUUGUCGCCUCCACUCUGCCACGGCACCGAACCCGUAGUAAAGCUUCAACAAGAUGAUGGGCCUUGUAACUGGUCGCCGUAGGGCUACAUCUACUGCUAGCAGCAAAUCUUCUGGUGAUGCCAACCAAGAUGUCGCCGAGGACGAUACACUCGUUGUUGAGCCCGAUCAGGGAAACGUCCUGUCGCAUAUCAUCUCGCAGCUCAGACCCGGCGCCGAUCUUAGCAGAGUCGUCUUGCCAACCUUCAUCCUCGAACCUCGAAGCAUGUUGGAACGGAUAACAAAUUUCAUGUGCCAUCCCGAGAUGCUCCUACCCAUCCCCGAAAUCGAUGACCCGGUACAGAGGUUCGUGGCGGUAGUUAAGUUCUACCUAAGUGGCUGGCAUAUCCGCCCUCCGGGUGUCAAGAAGCCGCUGAACCCCGUCCUUGGCGAGAUUUUCACCUGCUACUGGGACUUCCCCGACAAGACGCGAGGCUAUUACAUCUCCGAGCAAACAUCACACCAUCCUCCCAAGUCGAGCUACUUCUACAUGGUUCCUGGCCAUAACAUCAGAGUUGAUGGCACACUCAAGCCUCGAAGCAAAUUCUUGGGCAACUCUGCGGCGAGUAUGAUGGAGGGUAUCGCAAUCUUGAGUCUUCUGAACCGAGGCAAGGAUCCUCAGAGGGGAGAGCGAUACAUUCUCACUCAGCCCAACAUGUACGCAAGAGGAAUAUUGUUUGGCAAGAUGAAAUAUGAAUUGGGAGACCACAGUUAUGUGCGAUGCCCCGAACUCGACCUUGUGGCCGAUGUCGAGUUCAAGACAAAGGGCUGGGUCAGCGGCACCUACAACGCCAUCGGUGGAACUAUUCGGAGGGAGAGUACCGGCGAAAUCCUGUACGAGCUGUCGGGUCUAUGGAGCGAAGAGAUGUACUUGCGAGAUGUCAAGACUGGGCACAAAGAGAUGUUCUUCAACGCUUUGCACGCAAAAUCUAGUCCUCCGAUUGCACGCCCGAUUGAAGAGCAAGAAGAACGGGAAUCACAAAAGAUUUGGGCUGCGACAGCCAAGGCGGUCAAGGAACGAAACCACGAACUGGCCACUAUUGAGAAAACCAAAAUCGAAGACCAACAGCGCGAGGAGGCCGCCAAGCGAAUCAAUGACGGCGUAGAAUGGCAUCCGCGCCUUUUCCGGAUGGUCAGGGGAGGCCCUGGCGGCUCUGAAGAGGGCGAAGAGGACCUCGAGUGGAUCAUCAAUGCAACAAUAGAUGGGGAUACUCCAGAGAAGCAGGCUGAGCAGAUCAUGGCGAUUUAUCCCAUUUUGAAAGGUCAGCGGUUCGUUGAGAAGAACACCAUCCCCCCUCGAACUCCCGUAGCGAGUCCCAGUAAAGAAGCCCAUCCUCCCGUCCCAACGAUAGACCACGAAAAGCUGGGUCACGAGGAAGCUGCUGCGGGGUCAGAGCUGGUAGAUACGGCGCCAAAGGUGCAUCCGCCGUUGGAUCCUUCCCAUGAAAGCACCACGGAGAUUCAAACGCUGCUUGUCGCUACGGGUGCCGUCGCUAAAGAGGGACCUCUGAUCGAUUUCCACGAUGACAUGGCUAAAGAUUUGCCUCCUAUCAAGAAGGUCGACACGGACGAUUCGCAUGACGAGUUUGUGGAUGCACAGAACUAAAGGUCUGUCAGUUCGCAUGAAUACCAACCGACAUAUUACUGGCCGUGCUGUGGGACAAACGUGUAAUUUUAUCCAAGAUACCUCUGAUCAUUUGCAUAUCUGCUUUUCCCCUUCCCCUUUUUCGAAAUGGCGAGUGUCUGGGUCACCCCAUGAGGUCAUAUAGAGGUCUGUAUAAUCCUACCUCUGCCCUGAUACUGAGGAUAACACCGACUUGGUCACUCAGUCCCGGAAUUACCUGUUUCCAAUCAUGAUGCGGAAGAAGAGAAUUGAUGUCACUUGCCCUUCAGUAUCGUGUACAAUAUUUACAGCAGCUGUAAAAGUGACUAUGAGGUGAUUGAA
Molecule: messenger RNA, 2423 nt
Organism: Neurospora hispaniola
Lineage: Eukaryota; Fungi; Ascomycota; Sordariomycetes; Sordariales; Sordariaceae
Exons: 8
Coding region: 495-2084 (529 amino acids)
Biological process (GO): exocytosis; piecemeal microautophagy of the nucleus; endocytosis
Cellular component (GO): intracellular membrane-bounded organelle; cytosol; cortical endoplasmic reticulum
Molecular function (GO): sterol binding
Source: RefSeq, a predicted model, not a curated record